Molecule: messenger RNA, 1716 nt
Organism: Oncorhynchus mykiss (rainbow trout)
Lineage: Eukaryota; Metazoa; Chordata; Actinopteri; Salmoniformes; Salmonidae
Source: RefSeq, a predicted model, not a curated record
AUGUAUCCCUCCCAUCACUCAGCCUCCCUGUCCCAUAGACUACAGUAUAAAGAGUCCCAUCACUCAGCCUCCCUGUCCCAUAGACUACAGUAUAUAGAGUCCCAUCAUUCAGCCUCCCUGUCCCAUAGACUACAGUAUAUAGAGUCCCAUCACUCAGCCUCCCUGUCCCAUAGACUACAGUAUAAAGAGUCCCAUCAUUCAGCCUCCCUGUCCCAUAGACUACAGUAUAUAGAGUCCCAUCAUUCAGCCUCCCUGUCCCAUAGACUACAGUAUAUAGAGUCCCAUCACUCAGCUACCCUGUCCCAUAGACUACAGUAUAUAGAGUCCCAUCAUUCAGCUACCCUGUCCCAUAGACUACAGUAUAAAGAGUCCCAUCACUCAGCCUCCCUGUCCCAUAGACUACAGUAUAUAGAGUCCCAUCACUCAGCUACCCUGUCCCAUAGACUACAGUAUAUAGAGUCCCAUCACUCAGCCUCCCUGUCCCAUAGACUACAGUAUAUAGAGUCCCAUCACUCAGCCUCUCUGUCCCAUAGACUACAGUAUAUAGAGUCCCAUCACUCAGCUACCCUGUCCCAUAGACUACAGUAUAUAGAGUCCCAUCACUCAGCCUCCCUGUCCCAUAGACUACAGUAUAUAGAGUCCCAUCACUCAGCCUCCCUGUCCCAUAGACUACAGUAUAUAGAGUCCCAUCACUCAGCCUCCCUGUCCCAUAGACUACAGUAUAUAGAGUCCCAUCACUCAGCCUCCCUGUCCCAUAGACUACAGUAUAUAGAGCCAGAAGGCUGCUGUUCUUUGUUCUGUCUUCAGUGGAGUUGGACUAGGAAGUACAGACAGGACAUUGUUUUAUUUCAUGAAUUCACACACAUCCUUCCCUCUGUCCUUCAUUCCUCAAGGUGUUCACUGAAGAAAACUAUAUGAUGUAACUGGAAACCUGCCCAAUUCAGUCACAGUAUUAAAGGAAGGAAAUCUGCUUUUAUUUUAUGUGUUGUAAGGGGGGCCCCUACGAUUCCUCUUUUCUUUAAGGGCUGAGAGUCCUUUUAGUUUUUCUGGGGAUGGUGAAACACACCGAAGGGAAGAGUUUAAUUGGUUAGGAAUCGAUCCAGAAGGACAAUGCAGUAGGUGAUUUACCAGACAGAUAUAAUCCCAUAGAUGGUGCUGUUUUUUUUUUUUACAUUUCUUUUAAUUGGAAGAACAGUUGUCAUCACACAGUCAUUUCUUAUGAUUAAGAAAAGGUUUGGUAAAGAGACAGAAAUGGCUGCUGGUUUGUAACUCGCUAACUAAACGCAGGUUUACCGGGUGGUGGAUCUCAAAACCUUUUUACAAUUAUGGCUGCUUAACAAAAUGAAUAUCGAUUUGUCUUGUUUUGCCCUUGUUUUUUUUUUAUCAUUCCUAUUUAUGUGGGGACCUACAAUGAAUAAAUUAAAAUGUAUUUUUCUGAAAGGAAUGUUAAUGCAUAGCAACAACAACAAAAAGUUAACUGUAAUGUGUUUACGUUUGCUCUUUUAUUUCUAGAAAUUAUUUGUCAGGGCCAAGAAAAAAACACGGUUCACUUUUGACCGUUUUUCAAACUGUAAAUCUAACUGUUGUGUACAGUAUUAAGGCAGUGGGACAUAGAAGUUGAUCGGCUCAUCGUUUGAAUGUAUCCAUUGUCUUCUUACGAACUUCAGACCUCUCUGGGAAAUAAAAAGCGAGAUGUUUUGAUGCCUUGAAACUUAA